AUGCCUCUCAAGAAGUCGUACUCGGAGCAUGUUGGCUUGCCGUCAAAGAACCGUUCGUGGCAACGCUCCAAAAGCAAUCCAAUUAACGCCCAAACAUCACGACCUCUCGCCCCCGUAUCCGACAAAACAAAGAGCAAGCUGAAUCAAUUCCAGUUUCAGUCUGCUAAGGCCUCGGACCAAGAAAAUGGCAGCGGAAACGAGGAUGGCAUCCGACAGACUCGAGAUGACAUAGCCAUCACCCCGACAACGAAGUUGAGCUGGCGCGACCUGAUGGAGUCCAACGCGCCCAAACAAGAAGACACACAGAUAUCGCCCAGCGAGCGGGUUCUAUGGAAUAACGAACUAGACAAGAGCAAUCGGAGCUACGCCGCCGCCCUCUCUCCCAUGAUGCCCCGGAAGGGCCGCAAGAGAGCUAGAAGCUCAUCACCCAUGUCUUCCCCUACACCCCACGAGCAACCUGUCACGCCGGCGGUUAAUGUGAAGAAGCUUAGCGAAGCAUUCAAGUCGCCACGCGCAGACCCAACCUUGGAGCUCUGGGAUCGCUUCUCGCUCACCAGCAAUGGCAAUGUAACACCUCUAGGUAUCACAAAUCCGACUCUCGCCAAUUUGAUGUUUUCCUCAUCUCCGCGGAAUCCCAAAAACGCAAACCCCUCUGCGGGUGACAGUGGCUUGCGGAGAGCCAUAAGUUGUGGUCUGAAUUGGCCCAAGAGAAGAAGAGUCGACCGCUCGGAUACACCCUCCUUGACCAGCACGUUGACCCGGGAGACGACCGACAGCUCAAAGAAUUCGCUCGUAACAGCGCUUCUAGAUACCGUCACAGGUAGCAUGCACGAAAACAGCCCGCCUCAGGAGUCGGAGCCGUCUGUGGACCGUGAGGACGAAUCUCCAUCUCUCAAAAAAAGAAAGACGGCUACAAUGAGGCCACCGACCCUCUCGCCUUCACGAAAGCCACUUGGGGUUAUGAAGCUGCCUCAUUCUGGCAACACCCUUGACUCCAGUGUUGCACAAGAUUUAGGAAUUGGCUUGAAAGGGAAUAUGGCCCCGGCCGAGUCCGAUUAUGGUGAUGUCGACUUUGACGAGUUCGAUGAGUUCGACGACGACACGUUUCUUGAGAUUGAGGCCAGUAUUAGCCUUUCAAAUCCGAAACAAGAUGCCAGGCAGAGCACGCCUACUCCUGCACCUCCUGCUCAACCUGUACAGGCUGUUCAACAAGAUGAUGUCAACUUGGACGACGAAUUUGGCGACUUGGACGACGACAUCGUUGAAGCUGCGGAGACUAUUAUGGAGAGCGCAAAAGUGAGCGCCGCAUCCCAGGCGCCAACGAGCACAAGACAUGCUGCUGCGGAAACCGUUAGCGUCCCUCAGCAAGAUGACCUGGAGGAUGUCUUUGGAGACGACUUUGGCGGAGACUUCGACUUCGACGCGGCAGAGCUCGCCGCGACGCAAUCGGCCCAAAUACCCCACGAGUCGUCUACAACAGCUAACAGCCAAAAACCCAAAGCCAUUCAGCGAUAUCUGGUGACCAAUGUCCUAGAAAAUGACUAUGCGGAUGAGCGCGGGCUGUCACGAGUGGAGAAGAUCUUGAUCGUCCAAGUCGACAACACAAAGGCCAUGAGGAAAAUUCAUCUCCGCGACGACUGGUACGAAACGCCUGCACACGCUAAGGCAUACGUACAUGUUAUUGGAAGCUUUUCACCAAGCGGCCAAUGUAUCAUUGAUGAUUCACACAACAUUUUGAUAUUGCAUCCAGAUCAGCUAAUAUCGGCCACGGUCGUAGCCGAUUCAUUCAGUUGUAUGCGUCGAGCAGUUUUGCAGGACCGCGUCAAAGCGACCAGCGAGGCGACUGCACCUUUGGUAUAUGGAACCAUGCUCCACGAAAUUUUCCAAGAAGCUCUCUUGGCCAAUCAAUGGGAUUUGCGGUUCCUCAGCGGCGUCAUUGACAAAGUUAUGGAGAAGCAUAUCGAAGACUUGUAUAAGAUCAAGGUCAGCACUAGCAUUGCUAAGGAACAUCUUCAGUCAAAGAUGACGGAGUUGAGCUGCUGGGCUACGGCAUUUGUAGCCUCUAAGCCGAAUCUCGAUGCUGUCGUUCAUGACCGCAAUGGAAAAAAGGCCAACAUGUGCGUCAGCAAACUACUCGACGUUGAGGAACAUGUCUGGUCACCAAUGUAUGGGCUCAAGGGCAACAUUGAUGCAACUGUGCAAGUCACAAUGAGGGACGGCAAAGACGUCAAAACUCUGACCGUCCCAUUCGAAGUCAAGACGGGCAAGCACGCCAACAGCAACCACAUGGCACAAACGGCGCUCUACAACCUUCUUCUUUCUGACCGAUACGACCUUAACAUCGUCUACGGUAUCCUCUAUUACAUGGAAACGUCGCAAACUAUGCGUAUCCCAACGAUUCGGCACGAGUUACGUCACAUGAUCAUGCAGCGGAACCAGUUGGCGUGCCAUAUCAGAGAACGCAGCGUUCAGCUUCCACCGAUGAAGAGAAGUAAGAACAUGUGCGGAAAGUGCUAUGCGAAAACAUCGUGUUUCAUCUACCACAAGCUCGCCGACGACGGCAAUGCUGAGACAAGCGGCAUGGACAAGGGCUUCGACGAGAUUGUCAAACACCUUACGCCAAAACACCAAGAAUUCUUCCUCAAAUGGGAAAAUCUCUUGACCAAGGAAGAGAAAGAGACACAAAAGCUCAAAAGGGAGCUCUGGACCAUGGUUAGCCAGGCCAGGGAGAAGGUGGGAAGAUGCUUCUCCGACGUCAUUAUCGAAGAGGGCUCUUGGUCCGAGGACUUGGGAACUUCAAAGAUCAACCGCUUCAGCUAUACUUUCCUCAAGCGUGUCCCAAACCCGAACCACUCUUUUUUGGAGUCUCAACUUGCUGUAGGAGAGCCCGUGGUUGUAUCAGACGAGCAAGGGCAUUUUGCCCUCGCCCUGGGCUACGUUACCUCCGUUCGCAAACAGAGAAUCAGCGUAGCGGUCGACCGGCGCCUCCACAACGCACGCAUCAAGCAACCUGGCUUUGAUGAAACUGACAAUCAAGUCUUCGCUAGUAUCAUGGAGGUUGUGCCAGAGGGAUGUGCCGCAGGCCAAUCUCAUGGCAAGAUCAAACAGGCACCUAUUCGCUACCGACUUGACAAAGACGAGUUCAGCAAUGGCAUGGCUACUGUCCGCAACAACCUUGUUCAGACCAUGGCCGAAGGCGUCUUCGGUUCUAGAGAGAUUCGCCGCGCCGUGGUGGACCUAGUACCUCCCAGAUUCAAGGCAGCACCUACUCAGUACGUCGUUGCCGAUCGAGAGUGCUUAAACGUCGACCAGCACAGAGCUAUUGAGAAAGUGAUGAGUGCCGAGGACUAUGCGCUGGUACUUGGUAUGCCCGGUACGGGCAAAACAACUACCAUUGCUCAUAUCAUUCGGGCUCUGGUAUCUCAGGGGAAAAGCGUUCUACUCACGUCGUACACACACACUGCAGUCGACAAUAUUCUUCUAAAGCUCAAAGACGACAAGACACCGAUUCUACGUCUUGGGGCCCCCGCCAAAGUCCAUCCGGAUGUUCAGCAAUUUGCAAUUCUUGCAGGCCAGCCUAUGAAGUCCUUUGAACAGAUAAAGGAGGCUUGGCACGACACACCCAUUGUUGCAACCACUUGCCUCGGUGUCGGCCAUGCGCUCUUCAACGAACGCACUUUCGAUUACUGCAUCGUCGACGAGGCGUCCCAGAUUACAUUGCCAAUUUGUCUGGGGCCGAUCAGGAUGGCCAAGACUUUUGUCCUCGUUGGAGACCAUAACCAGCUUCCCCCGCUGGUUCAAAAUGAAGAGGCUCGGGAAGGUGGUCUUGAUGUGAGCUUGUUCAAGCUUCUCUCUGACACGCACCCGGAUUCCGUCGUCAACCUGGAGCAUCAGUACCGUAUGUGUGAAGACGUCAUGACUCUCAGUAACACACUCAUCUACCACGGGCGACUACGAUGUGGCACUGAGGAGCUGCGAUUCAAGAAACUUGAUGUGCCAAACAUGAAUGCACUAAAGAGUCUCCAUUACGACUCUUCGUCCAUGCUUAAGUCAGGCACACCGAAGUCGUUCUGCACUUCUAUGACAGAAAGCUGCUGCUGGCUGCGAGACUUGCUAGACAGCGAGGCUCGGGUGCGGUUCAUCAACACCGACACUCUGCAGCCUCAUACCCGAGAGGAGGCCAAGGGCAACCGUAUUGUCAAUCCGGCUGAGGCUCGUAUCGUUGUUCAACUCGUCGAGGGUCUCCUUACGGUUGGGGUGCCCGACGGAGAAAUCGGAGUGAUGACGCACUACCGCUCUCAGCUAUCACUAUUGAAGCAUGGCCUUCGUGGCCAUUUAGGCGUGGAAAUGCACACUGCCGAUCGGUUUCAAGGACGAGACAAGGAUGUGGUCAUCCUUUCGUUGGUUCGUAGUAAUGAGAGCUGUAGCAUCGGCGAGCUCCUGAAAGAUUGGCGACGCAUCAAUGUCGCUUUCACUCGUGCCAAGACGAAGUUGCUUGUUGUGGGAAGCAAGAGCACUUUGAAGGGCAGCGGGAAGGAUGAAAUGCUGAGCAAGUUCAUCGGUCUUAUGGAGGAACGUGAUUGGAUCUACGACCUGCCGCCCGACGCCCUGGACAGUCAUGUCUUCGAUGAUACAGCAACGCAAAUGACAGCUAGUGGUGUUUCCCCUAACAAGGCGAGAAACACAAGCCCACGAAAGGGGUUCAGUCCACGCAAAACCCCGAAGCUGGCAUUGGGUGUUGACAAAGAGAAUCGUCGACCUCAGCCCAAGAGGGCAAGAAUUGGAGAAAAGGUACUUAUGAAGGAUAAAGUCAUUCUCAGGGACAUACUUAACGACAUGACAAACGGGGCUUAUUGA
Messenger RNA from Colletotrichum graminicola M1.001, 4857 nucleotides. RefSeq names its product DNA replication factor Dna2. Gene Ontology annotation, biological process: replication fork reversal. Bases 1 to 4857 code for a protein of 1618 amino acids. The record is from RefSeq and is a predicted model, not a curated record. The transcript is spliced from 5 exons. Gene Ontology annotation, molecular function: 5'-flap endonuclease activity; single-stranded DNA helicase activity. Lineage: Eukaryota; Fungi; Ascomycota; Sordariomycetes; Glomerellales; Glomerellaceae. Gene Ontology annotation, cellular component: cytoplasm.